AUGUGGGCAGCCAUUGGGGGACAUAGAGAAGUGGUGGAGUUACUUGUAAGUAAAGGGGCUAAUGUAUCACUGGUCGAUAAAUACGACAUCAACAUCCUUCACUCAGCCUGUAUUGGAGGACACGUCGAGGUGGUCAAGUAUGUCCUCUCACAGAACAUGUUGGACAUCAAUGGUAGAGUACGGUGCGAACGAACACCCGUGUUGCUGGCAGCAGAGAACGGGAAAAAAGACAUGGUCGAGUUUCUUGUAGGUAAAGGAGCUAACUUGAAAACACUCGAUGGAAAGGAUAACAACAUCCUUCACUGUGCCUGUCGGGGAGGAGAUAUAGAGUUGGUGAAGUAUAUCCUCUCUCUGGACAUGUAUAACAUAGAUACUGAACAGAGCGGACUGUCAGCAGUGAUGAUAGCAGCAAAAUGGGGACACAAAGAAGUGGUGGAAUUACUCGUACAACUUGGAGCUUCUUUGUCAAAGAUAGCUUCCAGCAAAGACAACAUCCUUCACCUGCCCUGUUACAGAGGACAUCUCGAUGUAAUGAAAUAUCUCCUCUCACUGAAUGUGUGGGACAUCAACAAGAAGGGAUGGAACUUUCGGACACCAGUAAUGACAGCGGCAGCAAGGGGACAUAAAGAAGUGGUGGAAUUACUUGUAAAACAUGGAGCUGUUCUGACAUUCAAGGAAAGAUCCGGUAACAACAUCCUUUACUUGGCCUCUAACUCCGGUAACGUGGAUUUGGUGAAAUAUGUCAUCUCACUGAAUGCGGUGGACAUAAACAGUAGAGGCUGGAGGAAUAAGACAGCACUAAUGGAAGCAGGAGGAAAGGGAUUUAAGGCAGUGGUGGAAUUACUCGUAAAUCAUGGAGCUGAUGUGUCACUCAAAGAUGAAGGCGGUAAAAACCUUCGUUAUUACGCCAGAGGAAGUAGGGAGAUAAUGGCAUAUCUUAAGUCACUUCGUAAUUUGAAAAACCUACGCUGA
This is a messenger RNA of Haliotis rubra (blacklip abalone), 972 nucleotides long. Its product is annotated as ankyrin repeat domain-containing protein 50-like. The record is from RefSeq and is a predicted model, not a curated record. Bases 1 to 972 code for a protein of 323 amino acids. NCBI's taxonomy places the organism in Eukaryota, Metazoa, Mollusca, Gastropoda, Lepetellida, Haliotidae. The transcript has a single exon. Gene Ontology annotation, molecular function: protein binding.